This is a messenger RNA of Rana temporaria (common frog), 621 nucleotides long. It is a transcript of the gene TOMM7, whose product is annotated as translocase of outer mitochondrial membrane 7. The transcript has a single exon. Gene Ontology annotation, cellular component: mitochondrial outer membrane translocase complex. The record is from RefSeq and is a predicted model, not a curated record. NCBI's taxonomy places the organism in Eukaryota, Metazoa, Chordata, Amphibia, Anura, Ranidae. Bases 41 to 208 code for a protein of 55 amino acids. Gene Ontology annotation, biological process: protein import into mitochondrial matrix.
AAGUCCUUCCUGUCGUCCGCCGGUGUCCUCUACAACCACCAUGCCUGAGCUCAGCAAAGAGUCCAAGCAGCGUCUGCAGAAGGUGUUCAAAUGCGGCCAGUUCACAAUCCGGUGGGGCUUCGUCCCCCUCAUCCUCUACCUAGGAUUUAAAAGGGGAGCUGACCCUGGAAUGCCUGAACCCACAAUACUAAGCCUUCUCUGGGGAUGAAGAGUUCAGAAAUACACCUUUUAGGUCCAGACACUGAAAAUCUUCAUCACCGCUGGCUUGGAAGAGAGGAAUACUGGUGCCACAGUUCACAAACCUAAAGCAGCUUGGAUUUGUUUCACCUGGACUUACUACUACCAUACCAUUUGAUCCAUCAAUGCCGCAGCAGGACCGACAGAAUUGUGAAGGCCGUUUUCUUAAUACAAACAUUGCUUUUUUUUAUGUGUUGUUCUAUAUUUGUACACAGAUGUUUAGCCUAUGUACAUUCCCUUCCAACAGAAUCAUUCAGUAGUAAAUGUACAUUAUUUAUCUGUCUGUGUUUUUUUUUAUUAAAUGCACAAAGAGCCUAACAUAUCCUGUAUGUAUUGGUAACUGGAGAAAAAUGAAGAUUGCAUCAAUAAAGAUUUAUGAGAAAA